CAUGAUUAUACACUUUGAUAUGAUUUUUUUCUAAGCCAAAAGCAUGAAUGUCAGUUUGUUAAUUAUAUUUUUCAAGACAUUUGUGCCUAGUUUUCAGCUUUUCAGUCUGGAGAGAAAUGGUGUGAGAAAUGAUUUCCUCUGAUGCAAUGCAAAUGUACAGCGUCAGAAAGGCUAUAGUCAUUCUGUUUAGACGUCAUAAAGGAGAUUCUAUAAUUAUGUUCAAUGUGUAAUUAUGACACACGACAUAACGGUGUUAAAAGUUAAAUCCAACGUGCUGGCACCCUAUUAUGAUGCUAUUUAUAACCUAUUUCAUUUGAGGAUUUGAUUUAUAAGACAGACGGAAAGGGUCUACAAACUUACGGGUUGUGCCUCAACUGUCUGAACGCCUGAAGUAGGCGCUUGGAGUCGGAGAAGUGUCUGGGUGGAUAUGGAUACAGAGGGGGGCGGUGCGUCAUUGCGCUUGGAGAAUGAGAAACUGCGGCACGAGAAUGACGACCUGAAAAUAAGGCUUGGCUUGAUGAAGGAAAACUUUGAUCUGAAGUCCAAACUGCAAACCUCCGCUCUAACCAGCGAUACUCUCAGGGAAUCGACAGGCAGGAACACAACUAUUCAGUGGCAAGACAUCGUGGAUGAGGACAGAUUCAAACAUGAGCUGCAUCAAUCGUCCAAACAUUCUCACAGAACGUCUUCCCCGGUUAACCUGGAGUCCUACACCAAGAGCUGCAUGUACACAGACCCACGAGAACAUGAAGAGACUGCAAGCUGUUCUUACAUCAUGUCUCACAAGGUGAAAGAUCCAGAGCGGUUGGUGGGGGAGAUAGCCUUCCAGCUGGAUCGAAGGAUCCUGUCCUAUGUAUUCCAAGGCCAGACCAGACUCUAUGGGUUCACUGUGCUCAAUAUACGAGACAAGAUCAUUCAG
Messenger RNA from Salmo salar (Atlantic salmon), 919 nucleotides. The record is from RefSeq and is a predicted model, not a curated record. NCBI's taxonomy places the organism in Eukaryota, Metazoa, Chordata, Actinopteri, Salmoniformes, Salmonidae.